AUGGAACUUCAAUUCCGUCUUCGUCAGCUAUUCUUCUUCUUUUUUCUACUGACAGUUCUUGAACAAUCUUAUUCUGCUCGGAUUCUUACGAUCUCGAAGCCAGACAGGCAUGAUGUUGCCGCAAGUGCUCGUUGGCUUGUCUCUCAGAACAUUUGGGGUGUCCUCAGCACACUGUCCAUUGAGCAUCAAGGAGCACCUUUCGGGAAUGUUGUAUCAUUUAGUGAUGGUUUGCCCGGGAAAGGCAGCGGUAUACCAUACUUUUACUUGACAAGUCUUGAUCCAACCACAAGAAACGCAUUAAAAGAUGCAAGAGCUUCAUUCGCAGUUAGUGAAUCUCCCAUUGGGACUUGUAAGAGAGAUCCAAUGGAUCCCACUUGCUCUAAACUAACCCUCACCGGAAAGUUGGUGCCACUGGAUGAAGGAUCUGAGGAAGAAGAAGUAGCCAAGAAAGCUUUAUUCACAAAGCAUCCAGAGAUGAUGGAUUGGCCAAAGGGUCAUGAUUUCCGCGUCUUCAAGCUCGAGAUCAUCGAUAUAUUUCUGAUAAAUUGGUAUGGAGGAGCUAAGUCUAUCACGGUAGAUGAAUACCUUCGUUCCAAGUCGAUCAAAGUCUCUUCCUUUAAUCUCAUAUCGGAGUUGAGCAAACGGUGA
Messenger RNA from Microthlaspi erraticum, 648 nucleotides. Lineage: Eukaryota; Viridiplantae; Streptophyta; Magnoliopsida; Brassicales; Brassicaceae. The record is from the annotation of a GenBank genome assembly.